This is a messenger RNA of Scheffersomyces stipitis CBS 6054, 1140 nucleotides long. RefSeq names its product phosphatidylinositol-3-phosphate-binding ubiquitin-protein ligase. Gene Ontology annotation, molecular function: metal ion binding. The record is from RefSeq and is a predicted model, not a curated record. NCBI's taxonomy places the organism in Eukaryota, Fungi, Ascomycota, Pichiomycetes, Serinales, Debaryomycetaceae. The annotation marks the transcript as partial. The transcript has 2 exons.
UGGCAAGACGACUUGGCUGUUUCUGCCUGUUUCUUGUGCCAUUCACACUACACGUUCUUCAACCGAAGGCAUCAUUGCCGCAAAUGUGGCCGUGUAGUAUGUGCAUCCUGUUCUGAUAGACCGGUGAAGUACUUUCCCAACACUUAUGUGGUUAGUCCUCAUGGUUCUCGAGUUGUGGAUACCUCGUUCGAGAUGUUUCGUACGUGUGAUGAGUGUGUGGAUGAGAUUCGUAUGAUUAGGAGAGCGUUGUUUACUACAAAUCUGUCAGUAGACAACAACAGCAUCAACAGCUCUUCGUCUUCGCUAAAUGUGAUGAAUUACUUCGAUCCUCAUAGUCAUGAACAUGAACGUGACCACAUCCAUUAUCACGAUCAUGAUAACGAUUCAACCACUAAAUACUCUACCAGAACUCAUACCAGAAUUGUAGACUCUUCGACAAACUCUUCCGCCACUAAUCUCGCACAUUCUCACCAUCGUCCGGCUGGUUCGGACGAUACUGAGUCUGAUCUCAACUUGUGUCCGGUAUGCGCUACUGAUUUGCUCAAGCUUUAUAUCAAUGCACAUAAACGUAGAAUCGAUGAGAUUUCUCAUGAAGACUUUGACGCUUUUAAAGAAACUCACAUCAACGACUGUUUGACUCAUUUCGAUUUCAAUACAGAAAACCAACGCUUCAACUCACCAGAGUCAAACCAUCAUUCUCAUCCUAGGAACAAAAUGUUGGUCUACAACAUUCCCCCUAUUCCCAAACCUAAGUAUGAGACAAUCCCUAUUAUUGACGAAGCCCCCAUUUCUGAUGGAACGUCAGAAGAAGCCACGGUUCAUGAUUCAGUUCACAACUCUCAAUCAGGAGGCAUUUCGCCUUCUUCGCUGACUGGUCAGGAAGGUGAGCAAGUCGAAUUUUCUCAGUUGGAUACGAUUAUAGGAUCCGUGACUUCAACUUCCACCAUCCAGCCUUCUGCUGAAAAGAUUUCGUACGAUGAUGUCAUUGAUAAUGAAUGUGUCAUAUGUUUGGAAGACCUAAAGCCAGGAGAUAAGGUUGGUCGCUUGGAAUGCUUGUGCGUGUUCCACUAUAAGUGUAUCAAAGAUUGGUUCAACAAGAAGGGCUACGGUGAAUGUCCUGUUCAUUUCUUGCACAAGUAG